Molecule: messenger RNA, 1065 nt
Organism: Hevea brasiliensis (rubber tree)
Lineage: Eukaryota; Viridiplantae; Streptophyta; Magnoliopsida; Malpighiales; Euphorbiaceae
Product: protein CHLOROPLAST VESICULATION
Exons: 2
Coding region: 474-947 (157 amino acids)
Source: RefSeq, a predicted model, not a curated record
UUAUUUUUUUAUUUUAAUAAUUAUUUUUAAAUAUCAAUAUAUUUUCCUAAAUAUUUUUCUACACCUACUUUCUACCUUUCAAACAAUGGGUUAGGUUGAGUGCGAUGGGUUUGUCUGGGAGCAUGGGAGCUACGCUACAGGAAGCCUUUUCCUACACGCGUCUCGAAGUUUAAAAGGUGGUGGAAGACGGCAAGUAAUGAAAGGUAGCUUACAUGAAGAACGUGUCACUUGUUAAACACCCCACCACCUAUUGCCCAUUUGUCAGCCUCCCCGACUUGACCAACCCCAGAAAGAAAACAAACCUUCCUUCCUGUAUACCCUAAGGUCUAUUGGGUUUGGUCUUUAAAGUUAUUUAUACAACAAAUUUGAAGCCCAUCUCUGUGUCUCCCAAUAUUUUUUACUUGAACCUUAAAAUAGUGAGAGAGAGGCUAGAGGCCCCUCUACUUCAACGAAAGGUUACAGAAACAUAGAAUAUGGCUAUUGCUGCCAGUUGCUGCCUCAAUCUUCCCCCUCCAACUCCAACCUCUCGUCCUUCAAGCCUCCAGGCCUCUUCCAAUACAAAGAAUACUGAAGUUGCAUGGUUUAAGAACGAGAAAUGGAGAAGCCAAUGUGUACUGGGCAUGGCCUGCAUCAUAAUUGGGCUUGAAAUGGAUUUGGCGAGCCAAGGAAAUCUUGCCACGGCCCAAGAUUUGCGAUUGUCACUUGUAGAAUCAAAGCAGAUACCGAAGGGUCACAGAUGGAGCGACAGAAGAAUGUGCCCUCCCUGGCGUCUUAAUGCACUAGAGACCAUUGUGCCAGAGAACCUACCAAGGCCAUCGUCUCGGCGGAGAUGGGAGGAAAUUGGUUAUUCCAAGAAUGCUCCCACUCCGGCUCCGGCUCCGGCUCAGGCUGAGGCUCAGGCAAUUAAAGUGAUAGUUAGAAGCAGCAACAAUUGCUUUACCAUGUAAACUAAAACAUCGAGUUGCUGUUGCUUGCAAGUCAUGCAGACACAUAAUAUAAAAUUAUUAAGAUUAUUAAUGACAGAAAAAAAAAAUAAAAACAAAGAGUGACAAUGAUUAUUACCCA